Messenger RNA from Amoebophrya sp. A25, 608 nucleotides. The record is from the annotation of a GenBank genome assembly. Lineage: Eukaryota; Dinophyceae; Syndiniales; Amoebophryaceae.
AUGAAUUCUUAUCACAGUAAGGUUCUUCGGGAACACACGAAAGCGCAGACGUCGGAUUCCAAUCGUAGAGUCGGAACGUUCGCACCUCUCAUACCGAUAACAUUAAGAGUCAGAUGAUAGUGGAAGACGUAGAAGAAGACGUAGUUUUUUUUAUUAAGUACUUAGAUUAUCCUCGUAAUUAUACGUAUUUCUCGGCUCUUGUCUCACGCUUCCCAGUUUUUAUUAGAUAUUGUUUCUGUAUCUUUUUCUACUUAGGACUCUAGUUGUACUGCAAUUAUUGAGUAAAGCGUCUUCGAAGUCGUGGAGAUAGCUGUCUUCAUUGGUGGAUGAAGCACGGCUGCGAAUGAUGUCGUUUCUUGAGUUUUUGUAUGGAGGCUCUUGUGAAGGUAAGUAACGCGCAACCUCGAGAAUUUAAGGAUAAACAACAACACUGCUCCCUUGACGUGAAGAUCGUAGGAGUGGAAAUCGUGAAAUAGGAUUACUUAGCCUCUAACCUUGAGAGGAACUGCUACGAGCGCUCGAAAGCAAAAACGCAUAGACUUGGGAGGCCCCGCUUCCUCCGGUACUGCAGAUUACCCCCCUCGACCUGAUCCACGCCUUGCCGUUGG